AAUUUCCUUCUUCCAUGUGUUUGUAUAAAUGUUACAAAGGCGAUAUGGAUGCCGGGCAAUGAUGCUAGAAACUGUAGCUGCUGUUCCGGGCAUGGUGGGAGGCUUGUUGCUGCACUGCAAGUCACUGAGGCGCUUCGAGCAAAGCGGCGGUUGGAUCAAAGCCCUGCUGGAAGAAGCUGAGAAUGAGCGUAUGCACCUCAUGACCUUUAUGGAGGUAUCCAACCCCAGAUGGUACGAGCGCGCUCUUGUGUUUACUGUCCAAGGUGUUUUCUUCAAUGCUUACUUCUUAGGCUAUAUCAUCUCUCUGAAAUUCGCUCACCGUGUGGUGGGUUACCUGGAGGAGGAGGCAAUACACUCGUUCACCGAGUUCCUCAAGGAACUCGACAAGGGCACCAUCGAGAGCAUGCCGGCUCCGGCCAUUGCCAUUGAUUACUGGCAGCUGCCGGCAGACUCAACCUUACACGAUGUUGUCAUGGUUGUGAGAGCGGAUGAGGCUCACCACCGCGAUGUCAACCACUUUGCAGCUGACAUACAUUAUCAAGGACGUGAGUUGAGGGAGUCUCCUGCUCCAUUUGGUUAUCACUGAGAGCCUAUAAUUUUGGGUGCUUACUAUAUAUGAGGAAAGAGUGAGAAUUUCUUAACAUGAAUAAGUAUUUUUCAGAAGUGAUGAUGGUAUCCGGCAUAUGCAUAUGGUCUAUAUUAUCAAUUUGAUUUUGUUGUAAAUACAGUAUGAAGUUACUUGGGUGUGAACAUCUCCCUUUUCACAAA
Alnus glutinosa is the source of this 768-nucleotide messenger RNA. Its product is annotated as ubiquinol oxidase 1a, mitochondrial. Gene Ontology annotation, molecular function: alternative oxidase activity. Gene Ontology annotation, biological process: alternative respiration. Gene Ontology annotation, cellular component: mitochondrion. The record is from RefSeq and is a predicted model, not a curated record. Bases 29 to 586 code for a protein of 185 amino acids. Lineage: Eukaryota; Viridiplantae; Streptophyta; Magnoliopsida; Fagales; Betulaceae. The transcript is spliced from 2 exons.